AUGGUACCGAUAACUUGGUCUUCGGUUGUUUACACAUACUAUGGGGAGAUUACACCUACAAUCGUCAAUGCUACUACCCCUACUCUCACGCCUCCCGGAGCUACUCAGCUUUAUAAUUCUGGAUCCAUCAUCCGCGACCGUUACCUAAAUUCUACCGCAACUCAGCUUACUCUUGGACAACCAAUCAAUGGCCUAAGUGAUCGAUAUAUCAUCAACAAUCAACUACAAGUAUAG
This is a messenger RNA of Sclerotinia sclerotiorum 1980 UF-70, 234 nucleotides long. RefSeq lists its product as hypothetical. The transcript has a single exon. Bases 1 to 234 code for a protein of 77 amino acids. The record is from RefSeq and is a predicted model, not a curated record. NCBI's taxonomy places the organism in Eukaryota, Fungi, Ascomycota, Leotiomycetes, Helotiales, Sclerotiniaceae.